CUGCGAGGUUGCAUGAAAUGGCGAUUAGUCCUGGUGAAUCUGCGCGCGCGCAAGCUAAGGCCGUUGUCCUCGUUCCGAUGGCUGGCAGAGGAUGCAGAAGGCAGCAGUCACAGUGACUUUCUGGGACUCGACCCGAGCUUCGACGACCACGGAUCUGCAGAACCUCAUGAUCCUGAGAAAUGGCGAAUCCCAUGCAAUCCAAGCCCGAUACGCAACCGAGGGCCGCCGACGUGAAGCGGUUCGAUCGAUCGAUCGAUUCUUUGGCAGGCGGGCGGGCGGGCAUUCAAGAUCGAUGGACGAUCUCGGGACUCGGAGGACGACGUCAGCCGGUUAUGCACGAGAUGGGAAGUGAAGCCCGAAGGCCAGCGAUCGAUCUUCAGCGUAACGGCUCAGCGCCGGUGGCAUCAUCGGCCAGGCGGCAAGACCGUUCGGACAAGAAAGCCCUCCCUUCCUCCCUCCCUUCGAGCCUUCGGGCGCCGCUGCUCUUCUUGUUCGUGCUCAUUACUCGGUUCACUGGAAGCCUUGCGCGAGGGAGCAUUAUCAUAAAUAUCCCACAGCACGUCGCGUCGGCCAUGUGAAUUCAACCCUUCGGCCGUAGUUGCAUGCUCUCCUCCGGCUCCGAUGCUAGCGAUGGCCAUACUGCUGCGGUUGGUUGGGCAAGACUGGCGGUGAUGCGCGGAACCGAGAGCUUCAUGCGACGAGGAUUCGGGCCGUCUGCUGACUUUGAGUCUGAAAAGGAGGCGUUUGGUCGAGCCUUCUCCUUCAUGUCGGGCUACAGGAGUCGUGAUUGGGGGAAUAUUGUUCCUUUGUGGAAUACUUUCACCCCUCCGUGGUGAACUACUGAUUUUUGAGAUGAUUUGUUUUACAACCGUAUAUCCACUCUGGGGGUUGUGCAUGCAUGCAUGCUUGUAAAGCAAUAAACUGUACAUAGUUUCUUCCUUGCGCGGUGUUCACACUAGAAGUUUCCUCGAUUCGUCCUUCACAGGUCGUGGCAAAGGGACGGGACAAAGUGAAGUGGAUACAAAACGCUCAAUGAAAACCUUAUGAUUUUAUUGUGAUUGUGUACGAUACGUGUUACUAAGCUGGGAUUCCUCGCUUCACUCGACAAGACUUCAGCAUUUGGUCGUAAAGGCUUGGCUGGUAAUUUUGCGGACAAAUGCAAAAGCGAUUUAAUAGAGUCUUCACAUGGUUUGGGCGAACUGUCAAUGUCGAACUGCUCAUAUCACCAGAUGUAUUCAUGCUCGACGGUGACACUUUCAGUCCUUGUCAGAGGAACCUAAUCAGGAGAACUCUUUGCAGCUGAAUGUAUUUCUGUCUUAAUUCUGUCCAUAUACCAGUGUUCUUGUUCACGAGGACCAACUCGAUUUUUGAGUGCUUCUUUGCAUGACUGAAGGAGUGGAAGCUAGUGGUUCACAUGCCGAAUUCACCUUAAAGACGCCACAGCUUCAGACACACCAUGUGGACGCUGACACAAGCAAGUAAAUCUGUUGUGCACCAUAUGGUUACAGCAGUUGUAGAACUUUCCUCAUUGGUUUUUCCCCACCGCUGAUGGUUAGGUCAAUCUCAGCGCCAAUGAUACUUGCACCAUGUGCAGGUAUAUUCACUCGGUUAAUACAACAAUAUUUGUGUGGGGUUCCAGCUAUACUUUUUGAGGACAA
This is a messenger RNA of Marchantia polymorpha subsp. ruderalis, 1658 nucleotides long. NCBI's taxonomy places the organism in Eukaryota, Viridiplantae, Streptophyta, Marchantiopsida, Marchantiales, Marchantiaceae. The record is from the annotation of a GenBank genome assembly.